AGCAGAGCAGGGACCAGACUAACUCCUGAACCAGGACCAGACUAACUCCUGGCUCCGGUCCCUCGCGGUGCGCUGCUGGAUUCUGGCACUUUUUUGGCACAUUUACGCACAAAAACAGAGAAAAAAAGAGGCAGAGAGAAAGUUUGCAGCGGGACUCUGAGCUGCUGGACUGGAGGAGAGAGUUGUAAACAUCAGCAGGAGGAGAAGAAGAAGGAGAAGAGGAGGAUGAUGAUGAUGAUGAUGAUGAAGAAGAUGAUGAUGCUGCUGGGAGAAUAUUUCUAACAGAAAGUCUCUCUGUGUGUGUUUCACCUGCUCGAGGAGACUGAAACCAUUCUGAGGCGGCGGGCUGCAGAGGUGACGCGAGGACAGCGGGACCGGGUCCUGGUCUCCGGUUUCAGCCGCUCCGGGGGCUCCUCCACCUCCUCCUCCUCCUCCUCCUCCUCCUCCAUCUGACCUGCAGGAUAAGUUGUCAACAAGAGCAGAGAGAGUGGAGGCGGACUGGCAGGUGGACAAGUUCAUCUCCAUGCAUCCACCUAAAUAUAGACGCAGCCAGCAGCCUUAAUAACUUCUCCUCCUGCUCCUCCUCCUCCUGCUGCUGCUCCUCCUGCUGCUCCUCCACCCUCCGCGGCCUGCAGGCAGACAGAGGAGCAGCUCCGGACUAUAUUUAUCCGCGCCGCGGCCGUGCAGGCUGCUGGUCUGGCUGUGAGGGGGGGGGGUCCCCGCAUGGACUGACAUGGCCGCAGACCACCUCGCCAUGAGCGCAGAGCUGCCCACGAGCCCUCUGGCCAUCGAGUACGUCAACGACUUCGACCUGAUGAAGUUCGAGGUGAAGAAGGAGCCUCCGGAGGCGGAGCGCUACUGCCACCGCCUCCCGUCCGGCUCGCUCUCCUCCACCCCCAUCAGCACGCCCUGCUCCUCGGUGCCCUCCUCGCCCAGCUUCUGCGCUCCGAGUCCCGGCGCGCCCCCGAACCCGAGUCUGAGCAGCAGCAGCGGGGUGACCAGUAACACCAGUAACACCAGUAACAACCACGGCAGCGGCGGCGCGGCGGGGGGCAAGCCGCAGCUGGAGGACCUGUACUGGAUCCCGAGCUACCAGCACCACAUCAACCCGGAGGCCCUCAACCUGACCCCGGAGGACGCCGUGGAGGCCCUGAUCGGGAACGCGCACCACCACCACCACCACCACCAGGCCUACGAGGGCUUCCGGGGCCAGCAGUACGUGGGGGAGGACCUGUCGGCGGCCUCGGGGGCCCACCACCACCACCACCAGGGCCACCACCACCACCACCACCACGGACACCACCACGCGCGCCUGGAGGACCGCUUCUCCGACGAGCAGCUGGUGAGCAUGACGGUGCGGGAGCUGAACCGGCAGCUGCGCGGCUUCAGCAAAGAGGAGGUGAUCCGGCUCAAGCAGAAGCGGCGCACCCUGAAGAACCGGGGCUACGCGCAGUCCUGCCGCUUCAAGCGCGUCCAGCAGAGACACAUGCUGGAGACGGAGAAGUGCAGCCUGCAGAGCCAGGUGGAGCAGCUGAAGCAGGACGUGCUCCGCCUGGCCAAGGAGCGGGACCUCUACAAGGAGAAGUACGAGAAGCUGGCCAGCAGGAGCUACCCGGCGGGAGGAGGAGCAGGAGGAGGAGGAGGAGGCGGCAGGGAGCCGCAGGGCAAGCAGAGCGGCGGAGACUUCUUCAUGUGA
Molecule: messenger RNA, 1696 nt
Organism: Centropristis striata (black sea bass)
Lineage: Eukaryota; Metazoa; Chordata; Actinopteri; Perciformes; Serranidae
Gene: mafaa
Product: MAF bZIP transcription factor Aa
Exons: 1
Coding region: 734-1696 (320 amino acids)
Biological process (GO): regulation of transcription by RNA polymerase II
Cellular component (GO): nucleus
Molecular function (GO): DNA-binding transcription factor activity, RNA polymerase II-specific; RNA polymerase II cis-regulatory region sequence-specific DNA binding
Source: RefSeq, a predicted model, not a curated record